CUGAACUGAACGUCGCGGCACGACGGUUCUUCGUAAAGACUGUUGUCGAACUAUACUCAGUAAUGCUCUGUAUGGUGAGCUAGUCUGUAGCAACUGUAUAUAUUUAUAUAUACUCGGAAUUUUUAGACAAAUUUUUUUAGUGCGAAUCGUUUUCUUUGGUUCAUGUAAUGCGGAGUGUGUAAUGAAGUGUAUUGUGUUUGAAAUAAAUUGAGAAGAAGGGCAAAAAAUACGCUCCUCCUCUUUUCUCCACCAACAAAAAUCAACACGAACCUGUUUACCAAUCAGGCGGAUUUCUAUUACACUUCGAGGACCUUGUUUCCUAACAAUCAGUAACGACUAAUCUUUAGCUCUGGAAAUCUGAUUAUCCAAGAUGCUGUUACUGGAGAAAUAAUAGUGGAAUAUUCCUCAGGUGAAUUUAACAUUUGGAUUACUACACAUGAUUUUGGAAACCCAAAAAUUGUACUGACACUUGUGACCUAAAGUAGUUGAUUAGAAAAGUGUUUUCCCAAAAAGGGUAAAGUAAAGAAAAAUUUCUUAUACAGAAUUGUGAAAGUGUUAGACUCUCGCGUCUUGUUCAGUUUCAUCAAACAGCCAGUGACGGUAAAUUGUCUGGAUAUACACUAACUCUGCACUCUGUUCUUUGGCGCUAUUCUUCAUUCCUUCAGCCAGUCCAAAUUUUAUUCUGGCUCAACCAGUUAAACCCUCCAAGAUGCAAUAGUAGUGAGAAAUGUAUUGAGUGCUGCUGUCCGUCCCGCCUAUCCACUUAACCUCCCGUCUCGUUCUCACCUUCAGAGAACUCACCUUCGGCAGCUCCAGUGUUCCUGUGUAACGUUAUUCAAAAGGAAUAAGAGUGUCUGAUAUAUGUUGAUCUCUGUAUGCUGUGGCCACUGAAUCUUUCUGAAGCUUCUCUUACUUUUCAUAAAAGAAGCCGUGCAACACCUAUGCACUAAUCGUCACUAGAUGGAGAAUUUUAUACAACUUUAAAGCAAUUUUGAAAAAAAAUAUAAGAGCAAUUCUAUCCAAGUCUAAAACUGGUUCCACACAUACUGUAUGAUGAUGUUAAGAGCGAUAACAAAGGAGACUUCUCUCUUUUUACUUGCCUACGUACUUUGGUGUGCUAAAAUCUUCAUUAAAAGAAAUAAUCAUAUACAACAGGCAUAAUUAUGAAUAAUACUGCCCGACCGUGUAACUAGGAAUCAAACAUACGAUAUUGAUCAUUCAACCAUUAUAUAUUGAAGUUCCACAAAAACUGUAUGAUUGGAACAAAAGUUAAAUUGCUGUUAAAGGAUUGUGCAUGGAGUUGUGCAAUGAUGGGUUUGCAAGCCACGUCAGGAAAACGUAAAUUGGAAACAGGUGUGGUUUGUAUGGAAUUUGAUAUGGAUGUCGGUGAGAAUCCUUCAAAAUUUAGUAGAGUUGAUGGUAGCUGGUGGGCAAUGGAUGAAAAUUACACGUCACAAUUAAAUCAAACGACAACAACAACGUCGCCCUCUUCGUAUUAUGAAAUGGAUUCACCAUUGUCGUGUUUACAAACUGGACUUUGUCCGUCGACAACUCCAACAACACCUCCAGCUCAAUUACAUCAUUCUCAGCAUUACUAUCAACGAGGUCUUGGAAAUAAUGGUUACAAUCAACUAUCAAGGCCAACAAUACAAUGGGCACAGCCCCACAAUUAUGAGCCUCCAAUGAUAAGGCGAGAAGAAAAUGGUAAAAGUUAUUUGGAGCUUGGCUCUAGUUAUCGUGCAAACGACAGAUGUUGUGAAGGUUCAAGGUCAAGUUGGUGCCGAAGAGGACGGACAUGUUAUAGACAAAGAAGACUAGCUGUUCUCAAUAUUUCAAUGUGCAAAUUAGCGAGAUAUCGUCAAUUCCCAGAUCCAAGUUUACAUCGAUCAGUACUCAUUUGCAAUACAUUAAGGCAUUUAGAAAAAGAAAUGGAGAGGGAUCGUAGUCCACCUCCAAUGGAACCUGUUAUUUCAACGACACCAAUUGCUCAACUGCAAACAUCUGAGCAAGGAAGGCUUACGCCAUUUCCCAUACCUCCAAUUUCUUCUACAGAAACAGAUGCCGAUUCAGGUAUUGGUGACAGUGAGGAUAGUCGAUCGAUCAAUUGGGGAAGUGUUUUAUCUCUCUCAAGUCAAUCACCAUUAGAUCCACUCAAUAAUAAUGAGCUUCUAGAUGUUGAUAUAGGUCCCGAUUUGGAAUUGGAUUUAAUUCCAGGUUGGAAACUCACACCACUAUCGGCGGAUGACAUUCUCAGGAAUACUAACGCCCAAGAACACCAUGUGAUUUCUAAUGUUUCGAUAGGCAGCACCACGAGUAGUAAUUAUGAAUCGCUUAUGUGCGUAGGAUCAUAGCCUUCGAUACUUACUUUAUUAAGUGGUCAUUGAUUUCUAUCCUCCUGACGCAUAAAAAGAAAAAAAAGAUUUUUAGUGCUAACGACGACCGUCCGCUGCUUCGGUUUACGUAUCAAUGCAGAGCAGCUGCCUAAUAACAUCACUAAAUAUUUAACAUUACAUUCUAAUCUAUCUGAAAUGAUGGGCUAAAAAAUAUUUCAGAAUGUUUGUACAAUGAUCGGUGGUGUUAUUAGGGAAAAGUUAUCUGCUAAUAAAAUAUGACUAUUGUUAUGGUAACUUAAAAAAAACAUUUAUGAUACGAAUUAUUACUUAUAUGAUGCACAGUUUUGGGGAAAUGGUGCUAUUACGUACGACCUGAUGCUCUUUUUUUAGGCCUAUCAGUAACAAGUGAAAAAUCAGUAUUUUAUAAUAAAGUCAUAAAUAAUUGACGGUUUUUUUAAAUCAAAACUUGUCACUUAUUUUACAAAAUUAAACGAAUAACUUAAACAGAAACCUACUAAUACUAUUUUACCAAUAUUUAAACAAAUAUAAAGUUUUAAGUUUAGACAACUUUUAUUUAAAGGUGGGCAGUGAUUUUUUGUGGACCUUGUAAAAAGAUGAGCAUAUUGUAAAUAUACAUCUUAAUAUACAACUAACAAAAUUAAAAUUUUAAUUCUAUUCGUAACUAACUCUAUUCUUAACUCUUCUUAACUAUUCUUAACUCUUUUAUAUGUAGACGUAAAAUAUUUUUUUCCUUUUGGAGUAAGCUUUAAAUUGGGUUAGUCCACUGACUUUCGUCUAAUAGUGGUUGCAACCAAAUUUAAAAAAAAUCUAGUUUUAAUAUAUGUGAAACUCGAUGAUUCCCUAAGUUCAUUACCCAGUAAAAAAUAAAAGAUGCAAGAAAAGUGGAUUCCGGUUACAAGCUCAAUAUCUGGUAAACGAAUCCCUGAGAAUCUUGGAUACAAGCACUUUUCCGUAUCCAAAAUGCUCAUAAGUUUGUAAACGCACUGAAACGAACGACUUUUGUAGGGCUUUUAAUCAAGAAAAAGAAGUAAAUGAAUGCAGAAACGUUGGGAAAUUAAAUUAGAAGCAAAAAUAAAUAAUUAUGUAUUAAAGAAACGUACACUUAAACAAAAAACAAUUAUUCUUACUAAUUCUAACUUCUGCAUUAAAAACAUUGUGAAAGCAGUGUUUUGUUGGCGAUUUUACCUUGUUAUUCGGAAAAUAUGGUUUUCUAUCUUACCGACAUUGGAUAUUAAUUUAACGCGGUUUUUUUUGAUUUUCUAAUUUCAAAAGCAAUUCAAAAUAAUCAAAAUGUUAUUAAACAUAAUUAAGUGCUUAUUUUUAAUUUCCUUUACCACUUUUUAUUAAAUAAUUUUGGAUUUCUAUUGAAAUUGAAAAUUCGACAAAACCUGCGUUAAAUUAAUAUCCAAUGUCGGUAAGGUAGAAAACCAUAUUUUCCCAAUAACAAGGUAAAAUUACCAAGAAAACACUGUUUUCCCAAUGUUUUCAAUGCAGGGGUUAGAAUUAGUAAGAAUAAUUGUUUUAUGUUUAAAUGUAUGUUUCUUUAAUAAAGAAUCAUUUAUUUUUGCUACUAAUUUCAUUUCCCAUCGUUUCUGGAUCCAUUUAAUUGCUUUUUCUUGAUUAAAAGCUUUACAAAAGUCGUCCGUUUCAGUGCGUUUACAAGCUUUACAUCAUUUCGGAUACCGAAAACUGCUCGUAUCCGAGAUUCUCACGGAUUCGUUUACCAGCUAUUGAUCUUGUAACCGGAAUCCGCUGUUCUUGCAUCUUUUAUUUUUUACUGGGUAACCAUAAUAUUAUGGUAAAAAUUUUAUUCCCUUUAAAAAUAUUAAAUAUCAAAAGUAGGAGGUUCACAAUGUGAUUUUGUAACCUUAAAUUUUUCAAUUUUUUUAAAAACGCUAUUAUUAAAAAACUAUUAAAAAUUAGAUGUUGGAACUCACCAAAAACAUAAAUCACUUUAUUCUGCACAGAGGAACGAAAGAAU
Messenger RNA from Leptopilina boulardi, 4335 nucleotides. RefSeq lists its product as uncharacterized. The record is from RefSeq and is a predicted model, not a curated record. Gene Ontology annotation, molecular function: transcription regulator activity. Gene Ontology annotation, cellular component: nucleus. Bases 1254 to 2351 code for a protein of 365 amino acids. The transcript is spliced from 6 exons. NCBI's taxonomy places the organism in Eukaryota, Metazoa, Arthropoda, Insecta, Hymenoptera, Figitidae.